GGUUCGAUGUGAGCUCGGAAUCUCGGUGGAAGUCGGGAAAGAUAAGAUAAGAGUUUCCUGUGGUGACCCUAACCCUAUUCUUCAAAGGUAUGAGAAGGUGAAUGACUCUUUCACACACCCAUGUGAGAGUAUGAAGGAGAAGGGCUCUGAAAUAGAGAGAGUACAAUCACGCAAUUCUUGUACAAAUCAAGGGCGUGAUUCAUUCGAGUGACCGACCCGAAUUUCUACCACAAAAAAGGAAAAUAUUUAAGAAUGAGAGUGGUUUGCAAAUCGUUCAUUUUCAACCUCGGUUCCCUCAGCCUACAAGAAGUACAACACGACACCAGCUUAACCCCUGUUUUUUCGGUGGUUUAAGUGAAAAGGAAGAUGGAGGCAUUUGAGGAGCUUAUCCGCUGGGCGGAAGAUCGAGGGGUCGAGCUUCAUGGGGUCACCCCUCACACCUUGCCGGGACGAGGUGUAGGCAUCGUAGCAACAAAACCACUGAAGGCCGGCGACCUGAUCCUCCAAAUACCAACAUCUACCCUGCGAACCCUCGACACCGUCCGGCCCGAGAUCAAGGAGAGCCUCCCCAAGGACACCAAGGUGCACGCCCUCCUAGCCGCCGAGCUGGCCCUCGACAAGCCCAACUCCGAGUACAGCCCCUGGAACGCCGUGAUGCCCUCGCGCGACUCCAUCAUCUCCAGCCUGCCCCUAGCCUGGGACCCACGCCUGCACGCCUACCUGCCCAAACCCGCCCUAGCCCUUCUCCGCAAGCAACAAGCCAAAUUCACCCGCGACUGGGCCGCCAUCCAGCAAACCCCCUUCGCCUCACCAACAGCAGCCGACACCACCACCCCACCCAUCACCCGCCAGGACUACCUCUACGCCUGGCUCCUCGUCAACACACGUACCUUCUACCACGAAGCAUCCCCCGCCGCCCGCCGCGCCCCGCGCGAGGACCGCAUGGUGCUGCAGCCCGUGGCCGACCUCUUCAACCACAGCGGCACAGGCUGCGCCGUAACCUCGACCGCGGCCCGCUUCACCAUCACGGCCGACCGCGCCUACGGCAUCGGCGACGAAGUCUCCAUCUGCUACGGCCAGCACCACAACGACUUCCUACUAACCGAGUACGGCUUCGUGUUACCCGAGCACGGGCACGGGGCCGACGGAGCCGCCGACCAGAACCGGUGGGACGAGGCGUGCCUGGACGACGCGCUGCUGCCGGCGCUGGGGGCGGCGCACCGCGCGCUGCUGGAGGAGCGCGGGUUUCUGGGGAACUACGUGGUGGAUGCGGGCACGGUGUGCUAUCGCACGCAGGUGGCGCUGAGGGUGCUGUGCGUGUCGCCGGGGCAGUGGGAGAGGUUGGUGAGCGAGGGGGAGGACGGCGGGGAGGCGCUGCAGGAGGAGGUGGAUCGGUUGUUGCUGGGGUUGUUGAGGAGGUAUCGCGGGACGGUGGCGGGGAAGAUUGAGGAGGUGGAGGGUCAAUACUGAUCCAAACCCCAUCACCAUUCAAGAAUCCCAAGCUCAAAUCUUAAACCCAAUCACCAUCAUAAGUCGCAGUAUUUGGUAUACGCGGGCUUGACAAAUCUCCCAAACCCAAACUCCAUCGCCUACCAGACAUUCCACCAUCAAACAUCACAAAACCCAACAUGGGGAGAAGCAUAACCAGAUCAAGCGGUCACCCAAGGCUUCGAACCACACUCGCAUGCACCGUAACACCGACACCCCAACACAAAAGAGACCCAUAACACUGGAUGCCACACAGAGCGCAUCACAACACCCCCGAACAUGAUGAGGCCACAGACGGUGGACUCCCAAACAGCAGAGCCAAAGCAGAACAUUGCAAAAAGUAGUAAUAAAAGUCAACGUGAUGAUUGAUGAUUGAUCGAAUGAACCUGGCCCCAUAUUGCAUACCCCCCAACGCCCGAGAAACACCUUGAAAAAUAGAAACGAAAAAAAAAAAAAAAA
Messenger RNA from Chaetomium fimeti, 1947 nucleotides. RefSeq lists its product as uncharacterized. The record is from RefSeq and is a predicted model, not a curated record. Lineage: Eukaryota; Fungi; Ascomycota; Sordariomycetes; Sordariales; Chaetomiaceae. Gene Ontology annotation, molecular function: protein binding; protein-lysine N-methyltransferase activity. Bases 367 to 1470 code for a protein of 367 amino acids. The transcript has 3 exons. Gene Ontology annotation, biological process: peptidyl-lysine trimethylation; peptidyl-lysine monomethylation.